This is a messenger RNA of Prorocentrum cordatum, 5403 nucleotides long. NCBI's taxonomy places the organism in Eukaryota, Dinophyceae, Prorocentrales, Prorocentraceae. The record is from the annotation of a GenBank genome assembly.
AUGCCCCCACCGAUACUACGACCCUGGCUGUGGCUCCGGUACCAGGGCGAGGCGCUGUACCACCAGCGGCGCGUUGUCGGGGUGCUGGCCUCCUCGGCGACUCAAGUGACUGACGCCGACGAGGUCAUCGGCGUCUCGCCGGACGGCGACCCCGAGCAGAUCGACCUCUCCGGGGCCUCGCGGGACAUCGAGGCCUGGUGCUGGUCGGAGGUCUUCCGUCCUCCCCCGCCUGGUAUCCCGCGAGGUCAGGUGUACCGCUUCCAGCAGGAGCCCGACGCCGCCGCCCUCGCCACGAUGCGCGCGGACGCCGAGGCGUUCUGCGACGCCGCCUUCCUCGCUCGCGAGCGGGCGGCAGGGCAGCCAGCGGUGCUCCCGGCGACGGGCAGCCUGGUCGACGCCGUGUGGCCCGCGCCCGCGGCGCCAGCCGCGGCCGCCGCUGCGGCCCCCGCAGCCCCCGGGCUGCCGCUGGCGCUCCCUGGGAUGGCGGCCCCCCCGGGCCCUCCGGCCCUGGGCGCCCCCGCCGCGGCCGCCGCCCCGCUGGCCCUGCUCGGAGCACCCCCAGCCGCGCUGCCUGGCGCUGCUCCACCGGGGGCGGUGGUGGCGGCCCCGCUGGCCGCCGCGGCGCCUGGAGCCGCCGCCCCGGCCGCAUUCCCCGCGGCCAUGGCUGCUGGCGCCCCUGCAGCUGGGGCCCCGCUGGCCGCAGGACUGGGCAUGGUGGCAGCGGCGCCCUACCCGGUGAUGGUCACGGUUGAGACGACGACGUACGGCCCGCGUGGGACUCCAGUGGCUCCGAACGGCACGGAGGUCAUGUCUGGCGACGUCGGCAUCCACACGGCUCCUGGCUAUGGUGGCUUGCUGGUUCGUACGAUUCGCUCCGACCAGGUGCAGGAUUUCAAGGGCCUCGAGGCAGCGGGCGACGCCCGCCUCCUCAGCGUGAUCGCGGUGAAUGGUCAACGCUCCCGUCGAGCCUGGCGUGACGUGGCCAGCUCGCUAUCCGAGAUCGCCUUCCCCGACUGGGCGAUAGAGGGCCCCCGCACCACCCUUUGGUGCUGCCGAUGGAUCGACCGUCGGGGCGGGGGCCCUCUCGACCACCGCCGCUUCUUCGUGAUGGUCCACCGCCUCCACAAGGACAGCUGGGGUGUCCCGAUGCACGAGUUCGGGAUGAAGGCCCUCGAGACCCUCGGCGCCUACGACUCGCUCGACCUGCCGAACGUCGCGGGGAUCGAGUCGCUGAUGCGCGAAGUGCAGCUGGUCGAGUAUGCGUAUGCCAAGCACGACGGGUUUGCUGGGGCCAGCACCGAGGUGGCCGACGGCGACCUGAAUGCCAAGAAGAAGGGCCGUGGCCGUGGCCGCGGACGAGGAGGCGCCGCGGGCGCCUUCGGCUACCUGGACGAGCACACCGCCUUCCGGGGGCAGCGUGAGACGGGAGACGCCAUGGUGUGUCCCGCCCUGGUCGAGUGGGUUGGCAAGCAAGCAGGCGAGCAUUUCGAUGAGCCCCCUCACGUUGACCUAGCUACUGGGUCGGCGUUCUCGGCCCUGGAGCUACCUCCGGAGUUCUGGCAGUUUUUCGGGCUACCUCGAGUACGAGCUGGGGUCCUAGGUAUCACUACCGACAGCGCUGGAGGCCCCUUGAGGGCCAGCGACUGGGGUACCCCGUGCUUUACCGCCGUCCCAAUGGGAUGGAAACACAUUCUCUGGAUCUGUCAGCGUAUCAUGGAGUUCCGGGCCCGCACCAACACGUUGGCCUCCCCCAGUCUGGCUUUUGACGAUGCGCACCUUCCUGUCCGUCUGGUUCGAUCUUCCACGCAGGUAUUACAUGCAGAGUACGUUGACAACUUCGUUGCCCUUGGCCUCUCGAAGGACCCCACGUAUGCCGUGACUGACUCCGUCGAUCGCAGUCUCCGAGACGCUGGGUUUCGCACCCACGGUCCGACCGACGCCCCGACGAUCGGGAUCAGUCACCGCAUAGGCUGGCGAAUACGACUAGGGUGUCUGGCUGUCGCGGACAUGAAGUACGCCUCGGGGGAUCUUGUCAGGGUCGUCGUGUCACGCUUCACGUCUCGGGCUCUGCUGCGCCGUGAAUUACUCUCAUGUCUGCAGGCUUCGUAUUAUUUCAUCGAGUCGUCCGGCCACCACGCGCGCGUUCUCUGGAGCUCAGUCAAACGGGAGCUUCGUUGGUGUGCCGCGCUGAUCGCACUCGCUUUCCGCGACGUCAAUGCCGCCUGGUCCCCCAUGGUCUACUGCACCGACGCGUCCUGGUGGGGCGCAGGGGUCGUCAGGGGCAUCCGCAGCGUCCAGGAGGUCCAGCACGUGGGCCACUAUGCGGAGCGCUUGCGUUACUCAGCGGCCCACGAGGCCAUCCUCAAGCCACGGGACUCGGCUCUGAAGUGUUCGGUCAGCGGCGGGGUCACCGCCUCCCCCCGGGACUCCGGGAUCCCGAAGGCCCCCUUCCCCGAGGUCCCAGAGUCGGUCUACGGCGGCGACUGGUCCCUCGUUAUGUCCCAGAAGUGGUCCCGCAAGGAGGCCCAGGUUGUCCUGGAGGCUCGGUCGCUCGUGCUCACCGUGAAGAACAUAGUUCGGAACACUCAGAACUUCGGUUGCAAGCGCCUGGUUUUGAACGAUUGCAUGGAGCUUUCCGAUUCAAUGCUGCGCCGAAUCCAGUUGCAGCACUCGGGCCCGCGGGGCUCGAGGUCCUCCGCGAUGGCUUCCUCGGCGACAGCCGUGACGGCGGGCACGCAGCUGGCACCGCGCCCCCUGGGCGCCCACGCCGGGGGCCUGCCCCGCGCGGAGGUGGCGCCCAACCUCCCGGCGCCCUCCUCGCGGCGCCCAUACCGCGAGCGGGUGCCCCACGGCCCCGGCGCUCAGGAGGCGAAGGCCGCCAAGCGGGCGAGGGCCUUCCCCGCUGCCGCAGAGGCCCCGCCGCUGCCAGGCGCCCCGACCUUCCUAGAGCUGCAGAGCGUCUCGCCGAAGGCCGCCCAGGACUACCAGACGUACGCGACGGCGUUCUACCAGUGGGGCCAGGAGCGCCACCUGCUCAGCGACAUCGCGACCUCGCUGAGGUCGGCGCCGGCGAUCGACCUAGCCCUCGUGACGUACAUGCACGAGAAGUUCUUCGCAGGCGAGCUCUCCUACGUGCCGACGAAGCUGAUCGCGGGUCUCCGCUACUUCUGGACAUACCCCAACGGUGCGCCCCUCGAGCUGCCCCGCAGCUUUCGCGCCUUGACGGGCUGGAAGCGCAUGGUGCCCGCCCAGAGCCGCCUGCCGUACCCCUGGGUGAUGGAGGCAUUGGCCAGCAUCAUCACCUUCACGUUCUACCUGCGCCCCAGCGAGUGCCUGCGUCUGCAGGGGAAGCUGAUCACAGCUCCUGCCCAGGCGCCUCGCCGUGUGCAGGACGGCCAGGGCCAGAUGCGGCCCCUCCUCCUGCACCCGCAAGAGGGCGGCGCCACGUCCAAGACGGGCCGCGUGGACGAGAGCCUGCUAGCGGACAACCCCCUGUUCCCGUGGUUGCCGCAGGUGCUGGGCCUCCUGAAGGCCAAGCUCCCCCACUCGCUGGUCUUCAACUUCGGCCAGGCACAGUGGGGCCGGGCCUUGAAGGGCGCGGCGUCCGCUUGCGGGCUCACUGCCCUGGGCGACCCGUGUCUGCACCGCCUCCGCCACGGAGGGGCGUCGCACGACCUCCUCUUCAAAGCUCGCAUUCUCCUGGGCGCCAAGAAGCGCGGCCGCUGGGCCAGCGACCGCAGCCUGGCCCGCUACGAGCGGGGCGGGCGCAUCAACGAGCAGCUGAGCCUCUUGUCCCAGGACGUCCUCAUCGCCGCCGACCUGGCGGCCUCGAACAUUGGCCAGCGGGGCGUCCCCGCGGCCCUCGAGAUCUUCGCUGGCUCCAGGCACCUGCCUGAGGUUUGGCGCCGAUCCAUGAGGUCGGCUGGCCACCCUGUUUUCGAGAUCGACAUACGGCACGGGGUUGAGCAUGACAUGUGCAGUAAGGCCCUGGUCAAGCUUAUUCGGGGCUGGGUCCGAGGUGGGCUCGCGACGGCCGUGUUCAUGGGUACGCCGUGUAAUUCCUUCUCUCUUGCACGGAACCGCCCUAACGGUCCCCCGACCCUCAGGACGUCCGAGUACCCCGAGGGCCUCCCCAAGCUCUCAGACAGCUGCCGCAAAGGAGAGGUGCAGCCAGUCUUCGCGGGCAAGAAGCCGCCGAGUGCCAGGGGGAGAGACUUCGCCUCCGAGACGGACGACGACAUGGCAGAGAUCGUGCAGAUGAUCAUGCCGAGCUCCACAAGGUCGCUGACCGUGGUGGUCUGCGCGGUGCUCAUCCCCUCCCUGCUACUCGGCCUGUGGUUUAUGGGCGCUUUCUCUGGCGAGCAGCAAACACAUGCGGUUGGCGCUGUCGGGCAUCGUGACGGCCAGGUGCCAGCGCCUCCGUCCGCUGCGCGGUCGGCCGCCGCAGCGGCGGGCGCUGGCGGCGGCGGGGCGGCCCCGGUGCAGACGGCGCCGGGCCAGACCGCGCCGGGCCAGCUGAGCCAGCUGAGACCAGCGGGCGACGACGGCGGCGACGACCAGGAGGACGAGGAGGGCGAGGCGGACGGCGGCGCGGCCGAGGCGCGCCCCGAGGCCGCUGGGGCCGACGUGUCUGGCGCGGGCGACGCGCCCUCCGACCUGGUCAGCGGGGCGGCGACGGCGGCGGCGGCGAGGGCGACGGCGGCGACGACGCCGCCGAUCCCGCCGACGCUGCCGCCGAGGCGCGUGAAGCACUACGGCGAGAAGAACGUGCUGUGCGACCUGCCGGGCAGCUCAGACGUGCGCGGAGUGGACAUCGACUGCCAGGGGCCGGCCGCGGCGGCCUUCCCCGUGGCCGGCUCGCGGGACCUGGGAGAGCCCGCGGAGCGCGAGGGCGGCGAGGAGCCCGCGGCCGCCGCCGAGGCCCAGGGCGAGGCGGGCGGAGAGGCGGCGGCGCCCGAGGGCGAUCCGCAGGCCCCAGACGCCGCUGCGGGCGAGCGCGGCGACGGGCCCCUCAACGAGCAGCCCGCCGAGGCCGAGGCCUUCGUGCCCGCCCAGCGGCCAGCGCUCAGGCCCGUGCCCGCGGCGGGCUCAGGCGGCGCCCCCAGAGUGGAGAUGCCUGGGACACUCGCGGAGGCCGCCAGCGGCGUCGGUGCCCCGCAGGACGUCGUCGGAGACUCAGGGCGGGCGCCCAGCACCGAGACCUCCGCCGAGGAGGCCGCAGCGGAGAGGGCCAGCGUGGCGGCGGUCGGGGCCGCGGGAGGCCACGCUCCUCCCGCUGGUCCGGCGGCCCCCGUGCACGCCGCCAACGCCUCCAGCGGCGCCGCCAGCGGGAAGUUCAGCCCCUCGCGCAGGAGGCGGCGGCGGAGGUCUGCUCAGGCCGGGGCUGCGCCGGCCGCGCCGUGA